GGUACCUCCCUUCAAUGUCUGCCUGAAUUGUCAGGUGCUAUGCAGGAUUUCAGGGGAAAUAUUUUAUAUUUUUUGAUUGACUUUAUUUUGUAUUUUUCUGUCAGACUGUUCUCUAAAUGUCACCAUCCACAUUACGAUCCAUGUCCAGAGCACGUUUUCCACGUCUUCCUCUUUCGACCCAGCUUUAUUGAGGCCACGUUUGUUGUUUGUCGGAAGUGACGAAAGCAGAGGACCGAUGGCGGCUCACAGUUUGCUCCCGGAUAUGUUCAGCAACACAUUUGAUGGGGCCUGAUUGGACGUUUUGCACACUUGGUCAUUUGUCUGAAGUGUUGCGAUUAACAUCGAAGCCGUCGAGAACAGCAGUCGUGAAUGCAAACAGGAAAAAUCUGUUGUAGAACUCGUUUGAUCCAGGGCUAGCUGGCUUGCCAAUGAUACUCAAGUCCAGUUAGCCUUUGAUCGCAAAGGUUUGUUUGUAUGCGUGGCUGCACACUCUAGGACAGCGAAAAAACCCGCCAACGACGUUACACAGUCUGGUUAUUUUGUGACAGUGGCUGGAAAGUGCAUCCGAAUUAACGUCAGCUAACGUUAGGUGCUUUGGUUUGGCUAACGCCGCUCGCGUUACUUCAGAAAGCAGAGGGAAGUGGUUAGCCGACCUGAAUAACUGUAUCCGUAGUUCAAGUUCAAGCUGUUCUGUAGUCAUUUGCCGCUAGUGGAUGCUUUGAGUCUUUUCUAUGAGUCACCGUUGCCCUCCGCUGUCAGCAUGUUGAAAACACGUCAAUGUUUACUCGGGAUUCGCACCUUCCUUGGAGUGACGUCUAGGAUAUGGAGUUUCUUUUUAUAUAUACUCAGGAAGCAUCUACGAACGAUAAUCCAGUACCAAACAGUGCGUUAUGACACAUUACCUCUCUCUCCUGUUUCCAGAAACAGACUCAAUUCAGUGAAGAGAAAAAUCUUGGUCCUGGAUCUGGAUGAGACUUUGAUUCACUCUCACCAUGAUGGUGUCCUUAGACCCACAGUGAGGCCUGGAACACCACCAGACUUUAUCCUGAAGGUGGUAAUAGACAAACACCCGGUCAGGUUUUUUGUCCAUAAAAGGCCACACGUCGAUUUCUUUUUAGAAGUGGUUAGCCAAUGGUAUGAGUUGGUGGUGUUUACAGCUAGUAUGGAGAUUUAUGGAUCAGCUGUAGCAGAUAAGCUUGAUAACAACAGGGGGGUCCUAAAAAGAAGAUACUACAGACAGCAUUGCACUUUGGAUCUAGGGAGCUACAUAAAAGAUCUCUCUGUAGUAGACAAUGAUCUCUCCAGUAUAGUUAUUCUGGACAACUCGCCAGGAGCUUAUCGAGGUCAUCCAGACAAUGCAAUACCCAUAAAGUCGUGGUUCAGUGACCCAAGCGACACAGCACUUCUUAACCUGCUCCCAAUGUUGGAUGCAUUGAGGUUUACCUCAGAUGUUCGCUCCGUCCUCAGUCGAAAUCUCCACCAGCAUCGGCUCUGGUGAUCAUAUCUGGGGCUGGUCUUAUCUGGCCUCUGUUUUUACAUGGCUCUACUCGCUCGCUGUUAGCAUCACCUUUGCUGGAACUGUCAGCUUCUCAUCAUUAAAGACAUGGGAGGACAUAAAGGAUGUAAUGUGGAGAUUAUGGAGAAGCUAUAACAAAUAAACUCAAAUCAAAUGGAGAGGCCAGCAUUUUUUCUUGUAUUGUUUUUCCCUUAAAAAAUGGAAUUUCUGCCGUACAGUUGUUGGAUUCAACGUGUGCAUGUUUUUCUGAGCGAAUGGAUGAGGAUGCUUGUGAUUUCCAUUUUUACCUUACUUUUUAAAUUAAGGAAUUGGUGAACAAGAUAUAACUUCCAGUCAUUUUCCACACUUUGUUAGCACUUAUUCCCCCUUUCUUCAAGAUUACAUGUUUUUCGUUCAGUAUGACCCCAGCAGAAGUGGUCAAUUCACCUUCUCGUCCACUCAUUCUCUCUUAUUCUUUACUUUUUCUGUCUGCCAUCUCAAGAAUCUGAGCCUCUUUGUGUUAAGAGCCGAGGAGCUGUUACUAACAGUAUUCUGUGGUUGAAAUGAUAUUUAAGAUCAGCAGGAGGGAAAACAACAGUUCAUCAUUACCGUUAUUACAGCUUAUGGUAUUUUUUGUCUUUUUUUUUACUGGCUCAUACAGUAUGUGGAACCUUGGAUGAAUAAGAUAUCAUCUGUUUCAAAGACACUUUUUAGACUUUCUUCGAUAUGGAUACAGCCGUUGAGGGAGAGACACUGAGCCACAAGGACUGUUAUAACUAAAAGAAUAAAAUGGAGCCUUUUGUCAACAACCGAUUUACAGUGUCUUCAACCUUUUUUUUUUUUAGCAUUUUGCAUUUUAGAAUGACUUGUCACAACAUGUAAAAUGUUCAAACUUGUAACAAUUUCUCGUUAUAUUGAAUUGUGAGACCACUCUGUGGUGUUUUUAUUUCAAAGCACUGAAACUCAAACUUGAACGUGUGAAUGUUGUAGGUUUUUGCUAGUCUGUUUACAGCAAUAAGAGGAACUAUGUAACACUGUCAGUGUUUUAAAACCAGAUUUAAUUCAGACUGUAACAAGUUCUCCUGCAUGAUUUUCCUAUAUUUUGCACAAUCCAUUAUUUACACAAUCCAGUUUUAUUAUAAAACCCACUUCCUGCUGAUGAAAAGCAGACCUUAACGGAAUAGUUCACUUUCAAAAUGACAAUUCUGUCAUUAUUUACAUGCCCUCUUGUCAUUUCAAAUCUGUGUGACUUUCUUUGCUGCAUAACACAAAAGAAGAUAUUUUGAAGAAUGUUGUUUACAGAAAACCAUUGUUCCUCAUUGACUUGCAUUGGUUUUGUGUCCAUACCAUAGAAGUCAAUGGGGAUCACCGUUUUUUGGUUACCAACAUUUUUCAAAAUAUCUUCUUUGGGUUUGCAGAAGAAAGAAAAUCACAGGUUUAAAAUGACAACAGGGUGAGUAAAUGAUGAAAGAUUUUUCAUUUUAAAGUUGAACUAUUGCUUUAACAAAAAACACUUUCACUUUAGGUACUUUAAGUGUUAUUCAUGACAACUCAUUUAUAUGUAAAUUGUCUAAAUCAAAUAAUUGUCAAUUUAUGUAAAAAGGGAUUUAUAAAUAAUAUGGCUCGACAUUUAUUCUGCUUGCAUUUCAUGAAUAAUGCCCACUGUGUUCAGAGAUGUGUACUGUUGGAGUUGUGCCACAUUUGGCUACAAAAUAUUUUCUAAAUUGGCUAAAUCUCCAAAUGUGUUUUCUCUGUGCAAAAACAAAUGUCUAAAGGAUCCUCAAAGUGAUUUAUGGCUUCCCAUAGAGCUCCCAGUGUUUGUGUUGAGAUUUUAUAAAAUUAUAUUUUAUAGGCAGUUUCCCAGCCACAUCCUGCUAUUUGAAGCAGUGCCCACUGGGGUUUGCAAACACUAUAGUUUUGUACCCUCUGCCUUCUGUGCUUCUGUGUUCUUUUAAAGUCUUGUUAGCCAUUGCCCUUUUAGAUGAAUGUGUGAAGGCAUACAAAAAGUUUCAGUGCUUAAGAUGAAAGCAUAACGGAGAACCACAUUUUAUUAUUGAAAGGUUUGUUUUGUUUGUUCCUAAGUCCUCACUCUCAUUUGUGGUCCCUCAAAAUCUUGAGAUAAGCAUGAGUAAGGUUUAAUAGUUAAUAUAUAUCCCUUUCUGUCUUGAUAGAAACCAAGUAGAU
Messenger RNA from Triplophysa rosa, 3679 nucleotides. It is a transcript of the gene ctdnep1a, whose product is annotated as CTD nuclear envelope phosphatase 1a. The record is from RefSeq and is a predicted model, not a curated record. Bases 761 to 1498 code for a protein of 245 amino acids. Gene Ontology annotation, molecular function: protein serine/threonine phosphatase activity. The transcript has 8 exons. NCBI's taxonomy places the organism in Eukaryota, Metazoa, Chordata, Actinopteri, Cypriniformes, Nemacheilidae.